Molecule: messenger RNA, 1182 nt
Organism: Danio aesculapii
Lineage: Eukaryota; Metazoa; Chordata; Actinopteri; Cypriniformes; Danionidae
Gene: hrh2a
Product: histamine receptor H2a
Exons: 1
Coding region: 73-1182 (369 amino acids)
Biological process (GO): chemical synaptic transmission; G protein-coupled receptor signaling pathway, coupled to cyclic nucleotide second messenger
Cellular component (GO): dendrite; membrane
Molecular function (GO): G protein-coupled serotonin receptor activity; neurotransmitter receptor activity
Source: RefSeq, a predicted model, not a curated record
AACGUGAUAAUUCUACGAUAUAUUGUGCAGCUCUACUUUCUAGUGUGCUACUUUCUAGCAACUACACACAGAAUGACAUCUCAGAUAGCUUUAGCCGUGACGCUCUCCGUCCUCAUUCUCCUCACUGUAAGUGGGAAUAUUCUGGUUUGUCUUGCUGUGUAUGUUACGAGACGCUUGCGUAACGUCACGAACUGCUUUAUCGUCUCGCUAGCGGUGACAGACUUCCUACUGGGCGCGCUCGUGCUGCCGUUUUCCACUCUCUACCAGGUUACAGGAGACUGGCCACUAGGGGCGCACUUCUGCAACAUAUACAUUUCGCUGGACGUCAUGCUUUGCACCGCCUCCAUUCUCAACCUCUUCGCCAUUAGCUUGGAUCGCUACUUUGCGGUCACCGCCCCGCUACGCUACCCAAUGCUAGUGCUUCCAUGGCGAGUCGGAGCGAUUCUAGCGAUGAUCUGGCUGGUUUCAGUGGGCGUUUCAUUCGUGCCCAUUCACCUGGGAUGGAAUACGCGUGAUUUAAGCGUACAAAAUAUUCGCGAGGGAGACCCUGCUAGAGACUGUAGAUUUGAGCUGAAUCCGACGUACGCCAUAGUGGAUGCUUUCUCAACGUUUUAUCUCCCCCUGCUGGCCAUGUGUUGGAGCUACCAUCGAGUGUUUCGCAUCGCGAGGAUGCAAGCGAAACGGAUUAUUUCUACGCGACGGGGUUCAACCUCUUCCCAGGGUGUGACGAUUCUUACUUUGCGUGAACAUAAAGCGACGGUGACUCUCGCAGUAGUGCUUGGUGCGUUCGUAGUGUGCUGGUUUCCAUAUUUCACGUUUUUUACGAUAAUGGGAAUACGUAAUGAAGAAAACCCUCCGCAGACUGCACAGUCUGUCGUGCUUUGGCUAGGAUAUGCCAACUCUGCUUUAAACCCUGUACUUUACGCCACACUAAACAGAGACUUCAGAUCUGCCUAUGCUAAGCUGUUGUGUGGAGGGAGACGAUGUAAAACAGGGACAAAAAUACCAACGGCUGCAAUGGAGGCGGGGCUAAUGACUGAACACCCCCAUUCUUCAAAAGAGGCUGGGCUUCUGCCUAGAACUUGUGUACUUCUGCAAGACUCUGAAAACUGGAAAGAGGGCGGGAACAGUGCUACAAAUGGUGCUACGGUUACUAUCGUAGCUAAUAGGAGUAAAAGGUAG